AUGCUUUGUUUCAGCCGUCUAGACAUCUGGGCUCGAGUCACUCCGGCAGCGGCAGCAGAAGCCGCAGCGGCUAAUGCCGCAGCUGCUGAAGCCGCACAAGGAGACGUCAGUUUCGACGGCAGUUACGACGACACCACCGCAAGCUUUGGAGCGGCCAGCUACCGGCUAGCCGGCACUUUUGAAACGGAUUGCAGUUACGACGCCGGCGAGAACCUUCUAGAGGGCGUCGUUUUGUCCGAGGGCCGGCACGCGUUGUUCGCGCCGCUUGCAGCGUGGACGGAGGAGAGCAUUCUGCGGCUAGAACGGAUUAAAGCAUACGGCGUGCUGAGGAAUAACAAGCCUCGGCCAGUGGAGAAAGAGGAGCAGCGCAACAAGGAGCAGCGCAACAGGCGCGGCAAUGACCUGUAUUCCAAAUUACCCUCUGCUAGUGUCAGGGCUCGUCGUGCGGCGGAAAUCGGUUGCUGUUUCGCAGGCGGCGCGGGGUAUAGGGAAGAGGCGGAAGAUGGGGAAGGGGCGGAGGACUCCCUGCCGGCGCGCGAAGCUGUGGGGAAGCUGGCGGAAGGGAUUGCGCGGCUACGGAUGGGAUGGGCGCGCGCAAGGGAUGGAGCGGAGGAGGCGGAACGGGUCAGAGCACCGCUUCUAGCGCAUGUGGUGCACCCAGCGGAGAGGGGGGACAUUAGCGCGCAGGAUGGCGGUCGCGGCGAAGUUGAGCGGUUGAAGAGGGAUGGUGCUGGUAUGCUCAGGGAUGCCCGAAUUCCUGGAGAACCUUCUUUCAAUUCUCAUCACAACGAGAUCGAACCUGCCGACACUUCUGCCCCCAACCAAUCGAGCUCUCUUACUGCCAGUGCCGACUCGCGCGCCUCCUAUGGAACACGGAGUGCGACAGCCGCCACAUCAGCAGCCGAGCCGCGGGUCGUGCUGCCGCACCUGUACUCUAAAGUGCCGGUUUCUGGGGAAGGCGAUAGCGGAGCAGGCUGGGGUAGGUGGGAAGAUGCAGAGACAUGCAUUCAAGGGGAGGACGAGGAGGGAGACGAUGGGUACUGGCGUGAAAGAGCAGGCGACGCUUCUGCUGGUGGUGCUGGUGGUGAUGCUGGUGCUGCUGGUGCUGCCGCUGGUGGCAGUGCUGGUCCGACGCUCGAAGAAGCACGUGACAUGGGAGCGCGGACCAGACCGAGCUCUCCCACCCAUCACACCACCACCCCUGCUGCUUCCACUAUCCUCGCGACCGAUGCCGCUGCUGCUGGAACUGCUGCUGAAGUGGAGGAAGCGGAGAUGCAGGAAAGGUUGUGGGCAGGGAGGGCGGCGAUAGCGCCAGAAGCCAGGCUGUGGCGGGGCCACGCAUCAGGCAUGCAGGCAGUAGGCAUGCAGGCAGCAGGCAUGCAGGCAGUCAUGGCCAGCAGCAUUGCAACAGAUGGUGAUACUUGCACAGACUCUCUCCCAGCAGGCUUACCUAUCUUUCUCCACUCCGGCUGCCUACCUGCCUUCCUACCUGCCGCCCCGAACCUGCCUUCGCAUGCAACUCCGGGUCCUGUGCUCAAGGUUCGGCGGCACUGUAUUGCUGAGGCGGCAGAGAAGGACGACUCGGGCGGCAGCAGCAAGGGUCUGGGCGGCAGCGGGCCGGCAUCGCUGUUCACCAUUCUGAUCAUGCCGGCUGAGAGCGGGGGGAAGGAGAGCUGUCGAUUCUUUGACGUCAAUCACACAAUCGACCGUGCCCUGCGUUGGUUCGCCUCAGUGCGUGCGAGCGGGGCAGCACUCGAGCUGAUGAACGCUCAAACCGAAGUCCUGCCGGUGCGGCUGGGCGGCAUGGAUGGCGACAAGCUCGCCAAGAUGGCGCAGUACGGCAAGUGGACAGUAAAGACAAACGACGAGCAGCGCGGAGAUCAUAUCUCGGUCCUACGUGCCGUCCGGCUCUGGCUGGUCCCGGAUUCCGAGGUGGAACUUACCCUCGUGCUGGCGUCCGGCGGGGUAAAUAACGCAGCGUGCUCUCCCGACUGGGGGUUACUUCUGGAACAAACCCCCGAGGGCGUGGUGCACGUGGUGGGGGUGAGGGGGGGCAGUCCGGCUGAAAAAGGAGGAGUAGCGAUGCUGCUGAGGAUGGCACGGGCAAAGAAACGGCUGCUGCUGCUGUCGAGGCUGCAGGGACAGGUGCUGCUGCCGUCGGUGAUAGCCAAUGGGCAGAUAGACUGUGCUGACGUGGAGGCACUACAGGAGCAGCUGGUGCUGCAGGCGCAUCUGCCGUCCAUCCCGCUGCGCCUCACGUUUGCCCUGUCGUCUCACCCCUCCACCUCUCUCUAUUCUCUCCUUUUUCUUUCAGCUUAG
Molecule: messenger RNA, 2319 nt
Organism: Closterium sp. Naga37s-1
Lineage: Eukaryota; Viridiplantae; Streptophyta; Zygnematophyceae; Desmidiales; Closteriaceae
Source: the annotation of a GenBank genome assembly